This is a messenger RNA of Eimeria mitis, 735 nucleotides long. RefSeq lists its product as uncharacterized. The coding region runs from base 1 to 735 and encodes 244 amino acids. The transcript has 5 exons. The record is from RefSeq and is a predicted model, not a curated record. Lineage: Eukaryota; Apicomplexa; Conoidasida; Eucoccidiorida; Eimeriidae.
AUGCUUGCGGAGGGGGGCCUCCAGGGGCCCCAUCCAGCGAACCUACAGCAGCAGCAGCAGCAGCAGCAGCAACUGCAGCAGCAACUGCAGCAGCAACAGCAGCUGCUGCAGCAGCAGCUGCAGCACCAGCUCAUGCUGCAGCGACAGGCACAAACCUCAGGCGCAAGCGAACCCUCACAGCCCCCCCAGAUGCUGUCUUCUGAUAUCACUGCAGACAGCAGCAGCAGCAGCAGCAGCAGCAGCAAGCGCUACAGCAGCGGCGCCGAUGCCGCUCUUUACGACAGCAGCAGCAGCAGCAGCAGCAGCAGCAGCAGCAGCAGCAGCAAGCGCUGCAGCAGCGGCGCCGAUGCCGCUCCAUACGGUGCUGCUGCCUCUACAGCAGCUGAUGCUGCUGCCCCCCGCAGCAGCAGCAGCAGCAGCAGCAGCAGCAGCAGCAACAUAGUUGCUCUAGGAGCUGCAAUGCUGCAGCGGCUGCAGGCAGACAGCGACGCAGCAGCUCGCGGCGCUCGGCGUAGGGCUGAGGAAUUUGCAACAUUCAUUGACGAGCAGAUCGCGGAGUUAGAGCAGCUGGCAACAGAAAGCGCCAGACUUCAGGCGGAGGUAGAAGAGCUCAACGCGAUAUUUAUGUGUGUACAGAGACGGAGCGAAACCUGCAGGAAGUGCAGGUGCUAUUGGAGGAGGACAAGGCUGUUGACGCCGAGCUGGAGAGGGUUGCAGCAGCAAAGAAGAAAGUAG